GCAGGCUGCAUUACAUGUGUGAAAGACCAUAGUUGCAAAUGCUCCCAAGACUCUGAAGGAAAUAAUGCCAGUUUUGAUGAAUACUUUAAUUACUUCUCUUGCAUCAUCAUCCUCUGAAAGGAGACAGGUUGCUGGACGAUCACUUGGUGAGCUUGUUAGAAAGCUUGGCGAAAGAGUUCUACCUUUAAUCAUUCCAAUUUUAUCACGAGGGCUAAAAGACCCUAAUGCUAACAGAAGACAAAGAGUAUGUAUUGGUCUGAGUGAAGUGAUGGCCAGUGCUGGUAAGAGUCAGUUGUUGAGUUUCAUGGAUGAGCUCAUUCUUACCAUCCGUACAGCCCUUUGUGAUAGGUUUGUUGAUCAAUUGCUCUGAUUUGCUGGUUC
Camellia sinensis is the source of this 381-nucleotide messenger RNA. Lineage: Eukaryota; Viridiplantae; Streptophyta; Magnoliopsida; Ericales; Theaceae. The record is from RefSeq and is a predicted model, not a curated record.